AUGACACGCAUCCACGAUGCUGCAUUAGCGGCGUCAGCCGAGGUGCUGCGUUUUGUGACACGUGUGCCCCGGAACGAGGAGUUCGUGUACUACUACUGGGAACAUUGCCAGCUGACCCACAUCAUACGGCAACGCGUCGUCGGAGUCCGCUUCUACGGCAACACGCCGCCGCACACCGUCGACGACGUCACCACCGCCGUCCUGGAGCGCCCGGAGUACAUACCGCCGCUGCUCUGGAUGAUAUACGAGGACCCAUACGCGCUAGCUCUAUCACCGGAAAGGCUCAGCAAGGACCUAGGAAGGCUCGCAGAGCUAGUCACCGAAACCGACGCCUUCGUCACAUACCUCGAGCACAGGGUGACGUGCUUACUGAACAAUCAGGUCAAUCUUCUACGGUCAAUUGCAUCUAAUAAUAUUGUAUUACUCGGUUCUUAA
Molecule: messenger RNA, 435 nt
Organism: Babesia ovata
Lineage: Eukaryota; Apicomplexa; Aconoidasida; Piroplasmida; Babesiidae
Product: 4-(cytidine 5 -diphospho)-2-C-methyl-D-erythritol kinase, putative
Exons: 1
Coding region: 1-435 (144 amino acids)
Source: RefSeq, a predicted model, not a curated record